AUGCCGGUGUGGCUGCGGGAGUACAGCUGGCGGCAGACCGGCUCCGCCGUGUACCUCUCGCUGCCGUUGCGCGGCGUUCGGGUCACCCCCGCCAACAUCUUCUGCACUGACCAGUACUUGAAGGUAAGCAUCCCUCCCUUUUUAUUUGAAGCCAUUUUAUAUGCACCUAUUGAUGACACAAAUAGCACAGCAAAGAUUGGAAAUGGAAUAAUUUUCUUCACUUUGUAUAAAAAAGAAGUGGCCAUGUGGGAUUCCCUAACUCUAGCAAAUGCUAACAAGGAGAAACUGCAAUAUCUAAGAGAGAAUGCUGUUUUAAAAGCCCAUGAAAAGGCAAAAGAGGGGACAGAGGCAAAAAAAAUUAUGAAACAGGAACACAAAAAAUACGCUUUGGAGGCGACAAUGAAGCUAGAAGAAGCAGAAAGAAAAAGAAUUGAAGAUCUGAAAGAAAAGGAGCGGCAGAAGGUCACUGAGGAGUUAGAGUUAUGGAAAAAACAGCAAAAAGAUGCUGAGAACCAGAAGAGGGUACAAAAAGAAGGGGAACUACAUCAAGAAGUAAAGCAAUUAAAGAAGAAAAAGGAAAAAAUGAACAAAACUAGGAUUCCUAAUGAAGGAACUUCUAAGACCAGACUCAAACCUACUAAAGGUCAUGGUUCCUAUAGUAUGUUUUCAGAAAAUUUAAAGGAAGAGCAGUUACCAGCUCCUCGAUCUGCUGCUACAAUUAAAAUCAACUUUACAUCACGAGUUUUUCCUACUGCUCUGCGAGAAUCUCGCAUCGCAGAAGAGCAGGAGUGGCUAUGUAAACAAGCAGAAGCUCGAAGAACAAUAAGAGCUGAUUUGUCUGAGCUGGAAGAUUUAAAAGAAGAGGAGAAGAAUCCAGACUGGUUAAAGGACAAAGGAAACAAAAUGUUUGCAACGGGAAACUAUCUUGCAGCGGUAAAUGCAUAUAGCCUCGCAGUGCGGCUAAACAAUAAGCUUCCCCUACUGUAUCUGAAUCGUGCUGCUUGCCACCUUAAACUGAGAAAUUUACAUAAAGCUAUUGAAGAUUCCUCUAAGGCACUAGAACUGCUGACACCACCUGUUCCUGAUAAUGAGAAUGCUCGAAUAAAAGCAUAUGUGAGACGUGGAACAGCGUUUUGUCAGCUGGAAUUAUAUACCGAAGGUCUCCAGGAUUAUGAAGCAGCUCUCAGGAUUGAUCCUAAAAAUAAAACUAUAGAAAAAGAUGCUGAGAAGAUUCGACACCUAAUUCAAGGAACAACGCAAGAUUCUUAACAAAAA
Molecule: messenger RNA, 1275 nt
Organism: Gavia stellata (red-throated loon)
Lineage: Eukaryota; Metazoa; Chordata; Aves; Gaviiformes; Gaviidae
Gene: DNAAF4
Product: dynein axonemal assembly factor 4
Exons: 9
Coding region: 1-1269 (422 amino acids)
Biological process (GO): heart development; outer dynein arm assembly; inner dynein arm assembly
Molecular function (GO): nuclear estrogen receptor binding
Source: RefSeq, a predicted model, not a curated record